UACUGUGUCCAUCCCUCUCCAGCUUCCUUACUGACCCCCUGAAGGUACUGGAAGUUACUGUAGAACUCCUAAAAGGUCAACAACGAAAAGGAGUCGGUUGGUUGUGACCGUUGACUGUCAUGAACCCAGUAAUCCAGAAUGUUGAGGGAUGGACCAAUCAGAAGGCUCUGGUCCAGGUGACACCAUAAGGCCUUGGAAUACCUGUGGCAGUUGGAGGGGCAGAGUGGUGGGAGGCCAGCGCAGCGGCAGGUCAGUGCAGCGUGUGCUCUUGUCUUGCUUCCCUCCCAUUCCCUUUUUUUGGCAUUGGCGUUGUUCAGUGGAAGUCGCCCAGGAUCUUCUUGAGUCGGAAGAGGAACCUGAAGAAAUGAGUGCAAGUAUUCCUUUGAUGGACCUUCCCAGCUGUGAAGUCCACAGACUUGGAGAGAUCGCAGACCUCGUGAGCUCUGUUGGCUGCUCACGCGUUGGUAAGGAAAAGCUAGCCCUGGCCUUGAAAAAGGAAGGCUAUAUUCCCAAACUGCUGCAGCUUUUCCAAGUCUGUGAGAAUUUAAAGGACACUGAAGGCUUGCGUCUUUUGUUUGACAUUAUGAGAGGAAUUUUGUACCUGGAUGAAGAGGUUCUGUUUGAGGUGAUGUUUUCUGACGAGUGUAUUCUGGAUGUUGCUGGAUGCCUUGAAUAUGAUCCGUCUUUGGCUCAGCCAGAAAGCCUCAGGGAGUUCUUGAUGAAAACAGCAAAGCUUCAGGAAGUUAUUCCUACAAGAGACCCUGAAAUCAGGCACAAAAUCUGCCAGACAUUCAGGGCACAAUACAUUCAUGCCAUCAUCUCGCAGAAUUCAUCUGACUUGGAAGAGGGUUUUCUUUCUACCCUCACUGCAUUCAUCAGACGCAGCGAAGAGGAGAUUUUAAGAGUCUUGCAGAAAGAUGAGAUAUUUUUCUCUGAAAUUUUUGCAAAAUUGAAUGAUGAAGCUACAGCUGAUGAGCAACUACGUGAAUUGGUGAAGUUUUUCAGGGAAUUCUUUGCCUUUUCUUAUGCAUUACCUACGAAUAGAGGUGAAUUUCUCAACACUUUGGCAAAGUUUGAAAUUCUUCCAACUCUUGAAAGGUUAAUGGGAAUGAAUGAUCUGCAAGUAAGAUCUGUUGCUACAGAUAUAUUGUCUUAUGUAGGAUACUUUAAUCCUUUCACGGUCCACGACUUUGUACUGCAAGAGGCCCAUCAGAGUGACAAUAACAACCAACUCCUCAUUGUGAUCAUUGAGCAGCUGAUCAACAAUGCUGACCCUGGACUUGGAGGAGAUAAUCAGCUAAAGAAGAUUUUGCUUAUUCUGAUUGAUCCAGAGAAUAUGCGGGAACACGUUAGUAAUUUAGAAAUAUUUGAGUUUCUCGAUUUCUUCUACGACCGUUGCAUUCACGUUCUUACUGCCCCACUUCUGGCUGAUACAUCAGAAAAAUCCUAUGACAAAGAUGAUUAUCAAACAGCAGAAAUACUUGCUUUAGUUUUGGAGGUGCUUUCUUUUUGUGUGCAACGGCACAGGUAUCAUAUGAAGAAGUAUGUUACAAGCAAAGAUCUGCUAAGAAGAGUCCUGGUAUUGUUGAAAUCCAAACACAAAUUUCUGGCCUUGUCUGCUCUUCGUUUUAUGAGGAGGAUGAUUGGCCUGAAAGACGAUCUUUACAACCAGUACAUCAUUCUGGGAAACCUCUUUGAGCCAGUUGUAAAUGCUCUGUUGGACAAUGGGACUAGGUACAACUUGCUCAACUCUGCCUUGCUGGAGCUGUUUGAAUUCAUCCGGGUGGAAGACAUCCAGUCUCUUAUUGAACAUAUAGUUGAGAACUUCUCUGACAAGCUGGACUCCAUCCAAUAUGUUCACACGUUCCAGGGACUGAAGGCAAAAUAUGAGCAAGAAACAAGCUGUCAAAGCCAGACACUGAACAGUGUCCCCUCCAUAUUGCCUGGCAAGACAUUUGUCAGAGAUGAAACAGUCUCCGAGGCAGAUGAAGGACCCCGGGGCAGUAAAGUUGAAGAGGAGGCAGCUCCGACAUCACCACAAAGCUCCAAUGUCUCCAAUGCAACAUCCACGCCCCUGACCAUAGUGAUGUCACCUGUCAAGAGUUGUAUAUUUGAAACAUUUAAUUUUACUGAUGAGGAUGAAGAGGAGGAGGCACAUCCAAGGAAAAGAGCUCGUCUGGAUUCCUAAAGGAAACGGAAGCUUUGAAAUAAGGACUUUUAUGAUGGGUUCGAAAUGCUAUGAUUGCUUAAUGUUAAACUAUGGAACCAGCUGCAAUCCACCAUAUAGAUCACUCUUGAUGAUACAUUAUUAUAUAAUAAUAAUGUCAUAUCAUAGUAAUACAUAUUAGUAAUAUAAGUAAUAUAUAGUUAAAAAUAUUAAUAUACAUUUAUAUAUAAAAUAUAUAUAUAUAAUGGUUUUAUUUAAUAUAAAGU
Molecule: messenger RNA, 2433 nt
Organism: Chiroxiphia lanceolata (lance-tailed manakin)
Lineage: Eukaryota; Metazoa; Chordata; Aves; Passeriformes; Pipridae
Product: serine/threonine-protein phosphatase 4 regulatory subunit 3B-like
Biological process (GO): protein dephosphorylation; DNA damage response
Cellular component (GO): nucleoplasm; protein phosphatase 4 complex
Molecular function (GO): protein phosphatase activator activity
Source: RefSeq, a predicted model, not a curated record